AUGGCAUCGACCCAGCCCAGCCCCAAGAGAACGUGCGUUCUGCAGAUGCUCGCCAUCCUGAUGUGUCUUGUCCCGUCUCACUCGCCAAUCACAUCCCCCCUUCCCAACUGCUCGUCCGCCAAAGCUCCCCAUGUUGGCCCCGGGCGUCUCGCCGAGCUCUCGGGCCAGCGCGUGGCCACGGCCUAUCCUGCUCCAACGGGCAUGGCGCCACCUCAAAAGGAUCGAGACACCUGA
Messenger RNA from Penicillium waksmanii, 234 nucleotides. RefSeq lists its product as uncharacterized. The coding region runs from base 1 to 234 and encodes 77 amino acids. The transcript is spliced from 2 exons. The record is from RefSeq and is a predicted model, not a curated record. NCBI's taxonomy places the organism in Eukaryota, Fungi, Ascomycota, Eurotiomycetes, Eurotiales, Aspergillaceae.